Messenger RNA from Brassicogethes aeneus, 2473 nucleotides. The record is from the annotation of a GenBank genome assembly. NCBI's taxonomy places the organism in Eukaryota, Metazoa, Arthropoda, Insecta, Coleoptera, Nitidulidae.
GAACAGCUGAUUGUGACAUAUGUACUCUUUUGACGUAUAUUCCAGCAAAUAUAUUUUAGCAACGAUUGUGUGGUAUUGACAGUGAAUUUGUUGGUUUUGCUCUAUGGCCAGUACAGCUGCUAUGAACCCCCUUCGUUAUAUAAUUAACAGACAGUACAAUGAUUGUGUUAAAAUUAAAAAUAAAUUGUUUAACGAACGAUUGGCCAAGGCAAGAAAUUUAUAUAGAAAAGAUCUAUAUGCACAUUAUGGGUGUGUGAAUGCCAUAGAAUUUUCGGAUGAAGGGGAAUUAUUGGUUUCAGGUGGUGAUGACCGUAGAGUUCUUUUGUGGUCAGUUCCAGAAAUAAUACAUGAUCGAGGUGCCCCUGUGAUAAUGCGGGAGCAUCAUAUCAGUAAUAUUUUUUGCGUGUCUUUCGAUUCCAGAAAUUCAAAAAUAUUUUCUGGGGGAAAUGAUGACCAGGUUAUUCUGCACGACAUUCACACAUGUAAUUUGAUUACCAAACUUCCGCAUAGAAAACCAGUAUAUGGAUUAAGUAUAAACCCUCAAAAUGAUGAUGUUUUGGCAACUGCUGGUGAUGAUGGCAGGAUAUUAAUUUUUGAUGUCAGAGAAACUUCAGCAGAGGCUCAAUGUUUGGCGAAACAAAAGACUGGAUUCCAUUCUGUGAUGUUUAAUCCUACUAACCCUCGAUUUUUGGUAACUGCAAACUCCGAGGAGGGAAUCGCCCUAUGGGAUUGUCGAAAACCAAAAGAUGUUUUGGUUCAAUAUGAUUCAACGGGCGGAAAAAUAAGUGGCAUCAGCGCUUGCUUCGACCGCAGCGGUAAGCAGCUACUGGCCUUGCGUCGUCGCUUGCCGCCAGUUCUUUACGCCACGCAGAGCGAGACUGCCAUCUGCCAGUUUUACCAUCCACAGUACUACAAUUCUUGCACUAUGAAAACCUGUUGCUUUGCUGGCGACAACGACGAAUACAUUCUAAGCGGCUCCGAUGAUUUUAAUCUUUAUAUGUGGCAAAUACCGAGAGAUGGCAGCGAGUGGGGUACUUCCCAUGUGGUUUUGAAGGGGCACAGAUCGAUUGUUAAUCAAGUUAGAUAUAACAAACACAACAAUCUCAUAGCUUCUUCAGGUGUUGAAAAAAUGGUCAAGCUGUGGACAACUCUUCCUAUAGGCACAUGGAGAGGUUCACUAGUUAAAGAAUAUUCUGAAUCAUCUAGAGCUAUAUACACUCAUGAUGAUUAUAUGCAAAUAGUUGGUGCCACAGGAGAACGAAUAUCUCACGAUUACAGUGACCAAUCAACGCUUGAAGACUCUAAAAUGAUGGCAUUUUUUGAUUCGUUAAUCCAAAGGGAAAUUGAGGGAUGGGAGUCGCCUGCGGAAUCACUAUCCACCGAUAGUGAUAGUGACGGACAGAGCCAAUACUGGACUAAUUUGAUAACAGAGAUUUACCAUACCAGACAUAAAAACUUUGAUGAAGCUAAAAAGCAUAAUAAAACAAACACUAUAGCUCAUUUAAUUUAUAAGAAACGCCAUUGUUUGGCGAAAAUGGCGCACGAUAAAUCUAGAAGUGCUAUUAGAAGGUAUCAUUUAAAAGAAAAAAGUCGCAAAAGAAAAAAUUUUGUUAAAGAUAGGACUGCAAAAUCCCCCAAAAAUGGCAAGAGACCAGAAAACUACAAUGCCUUAAAACAUGAAAGUCGCAAACAAAAAAGUGAUGUGGAAGGUGGCAGUCGUCUUCGUAAAUAUAGAACAAGACAAAGUGUUAAGGAUAUUUGCGAAAGUAGCGCCUCGAAUAACUCCAUUGAUGCACCAAGCACAAGUACAGGGAUUACUAGCUCAGCUAGUUCGACCUACCGAGUAAUAGAACAGGAUUCCGAUGACGAAUUGCCUCCUAACACUCUUAAUUGCAAUGAAAACAUUACAGAAGAGGUGAAUAACUUCGUUAACAUUCUGCCAACUCCUCUCAAUGGCACUCAUGACCUGUUCGUAAACGCACUCGAGACUUCGACAGAAGUCGUCUCCACUGGCCAUGCCCCUCUUCCUUCGACCAGUGCACAGAACACAUAUCAAAGUGAUACGGACAGCGAUUUCGACGAUUAUCAGUUAACACCCGUUAAGAAAAGACGUACCGUUAGCGCGUCUGACAGCGGCUGUGCUACAGGGCCUUGCAGUUCCAGUUCCUUGUCAAAGAAAAACAACCAAAAUAAUAACCACCGCCAAGAGUGUUCAUUUGGUAAUGGAGGUAGAAGUUCUGAUGAGGAAUACGUGUAUGAAAAGUUUAGAAAAAGUGUGAAAAAGGCUAGACUCAACCUUAGAAAACAAAUUGGAGCAGAGUCUGAUUCAAAUUGAAUCUUUUAAUUGUAUGUUUUUUUUAUUUUUACAUUGAAUUAUUACAAAUUUUAUUUAUAUUGUCAAGUUCAUUUAAUUUUAUCUGAAAACAAUUGCGUAUGUAUUAUAAUACAUAAUUAUUAUACUAAAAUGUUUAAU